Molecule: messenger RNA, 1317 nt
Organism: Triticum turgidum subsp. durum (durum wheat)
Lineage: Eukaryota; Viridiplantae; Streptophyta; Magnoliopsida; Poales; Poaceae
Source: the annotation of a GenBank genome assembly
AUGGCGAGGUCGGCGUGGAGGUCCCUGUUCGGGUGCUUCAGCUCGCACGCCGAGGCCGCGGCCGCCGCAGCCGCCGCCGGCAAGGGCGAGAAAAAGGGCAAGGCCUCCAAGAAGAAGAAGAGCAAGAAGAAGGUGGCGGCGGCGGGCAAGGCGCCGAGGCCGAGCCGGUCGCUGCACGGCCGGAUGUCCUUCUCGGACCUCAGCAUGAGCGGCGGCAUGGUGUCGCCGGAGGACCUGUCGCUGUCGCUGGCGGGGUCCGACCUCCACAUCUUCACCAUCGCCGAGCUGCGCGCCGUCACCAGGGACUUCUCCAUGACCAACUUCAUCGGCGAGGGCGGGUUCGGCCCCGUCUACAAGGGCUACGUCGACGAGAAGGUCAAGCCCGGCCUCCGCGCGCAGCCCGUCGCCGUCAAGCUGCUCGACCUCGAGGGGAACCAGGGGCACAACGAGUGGCUGACUGAAGUCAUAUUCCUGGGGCAGUUGAGGCAUCCUCACCUGGUCAAACUGAUUGGUUAUUGCUACGAGGAUGAGCACAGGCUCCUCGUGUACGAGUUCAUGACCAGGGGCAGCCUGGAGAAACUUCUCUUCAAAAAAUACGCGGCGUCGUUGCAAUGGUCAACACGGCUGAAGAUCGCCCUGGGCGCCGCCAAAGGGUUGGCGUUCCUCCAUGAGGCCGAGAACCCGGUCAUCUACCGGGACUUCAAGACCUCCAACAUCCUGCUAGACUCGGAUUACAAAGCGAAGCUGUCGGAUUUCGGGCUAGCCAAAGAUGGACCGGAAGAAGACGAGACGCACGUCUCCACCCGGGUCAUGGGCACGCAGGGCUACGCCGCGCCGGAGUACAUUAUGACAGGGCAUCUGACGGCCAAGAGCGACGUGUACGGCUUCGGCGUGGUGCUGCUGGAGCUGCUGACGGGGCGCAAGUCGGUGGACAAGAGCCGGCCGCCGCGGGAGCAGAACCUGGUGGACUGGGCGCGCCCCUACCUCAACGACUCCCGGCGCCUGGACCGCGUCAUGGACCCAAACCUCGCCGGGCAGUACGCCGGCGGGGCCGCGCAGAGGGCCGCCGCACUGGCCUACAAGUGCGUCAGCCUCAAUCCCAAGUCCCGCCCGCACAUGUCCGCCGUCGUCAGCGCGCUCGAGCCGCUCCUCGCGCUCGAAGAGGAUAGCCUCGCCGGGCCGUUCGUCUACGUUGCGCCGCCUGACAACGGCAGCAGCGGCGGUGGCAGCAGGGAGGGGCGCCACAGGAGGCGAGCGGGCCGGAGGGAGUCCGGAGACGUGGCCGAGUCGGUGGCCGUUGUUGUUGAGCGCGAAUGA